Messenger RNA from Oxyura jamaicensis (ruddy duck), 4326 nucleotides. It is a transcript of the gene EFHB, whose product is annotated as EF-hand domain family member B. The transcript has 13 exons. Lineage: Eukaryota; Metazoa; Chordata; Aves; Anseriformes; Anatidae. The record is from RefSeq and is a predicted model, not a curated record. Bases 333 to 2084 code for a protein of 583 amino acids. Gene Ontology annotation, molecular function: calcium ion binding.
AGAAUGGAACAGGAUGUGAUUAAAUUUAGAUGUUUUGCUGGGAGGAAAGCGAGCAUUUACUAAAUGUCAUCUGAGAGGGAGCUGGGCUUUCUGAAAGCAGCUGGGCUUCUAAGCGACAGUGAAAGUUGGUCGGGUUUGCCAAAGCUGCUUUUCUGAGCUAAUCCCUGUCCGUUUCCACAAGGCAAAUUAACACUCGUAUUAGCGUUCCUCCCGAGGGGCCGGGGCCAGGAGGCCGCCGGCGGGCGCUGGCCGUGAGGGAGGCUCGGCCGGAGCCGGCGGUGCCGCCCGGGGCGCGGCCGUUACCAGGCCAGCGGUGAGGGCCCCGCGCCGCCAUGGCAGGGCCGCUGCGGCCGGUGUACGAGGGGCGGUUCACAGACAGGUUUCCACACAUCUCGGCCGCUGGGAAGUUGUUUCCAACUGGCGAUACGGCUGCGCGUUGCCUCACUGAGAUUGUACCCAGGCCCGUUACUCCAACUAUUGUGCGAAAGUUUCGAAAUACGACAAAUCCAGCUCCUGGUGUUGAAAGAAUAUUCUAUGGCAGAGCGGAUGAUCCUGACAUUGCAGCUCACUUGACACACGGCAUACAGUCACGUUCUUCACUUGGUGCAGCUUCAUUGAUAAAUCCACUUCCUAAAACUAAUUUUCAACAAAAAAUACAAGAUAGAAAAGAAGCAAUCUACUUCAGUAACCGUGAAACACCCUUGGGCAAAUCACAUGAUCAGUCUCUUAUGUUACCUAAGGGCUUAGAUCUAACUAAUACUACAUUUGGAACAAAAAUCAUCCAAGAUGCACCAGCUGGGGAGCUUAUAAAUCCACCAAAAACUUUUGAGGAAGUUGAUAAAGAAGCCAGAAAAGGACAUGAUCUGUAUGUUGUGUCGCACAAUGAUUAUUAUGCGGGAGAAGCAAUAAAUAGGAAGUAUGACUCACCAAACUUCAACAAGUCUUUUGUGUAUGGAAUAGAAACCCCUCACUUCAAAGAUGGACGAAAUGUAUCCAAAUCCUUAAAUUGGCUCUGUGAUCUGCAAGGGAAAAAAGCAGCAAAAAUUGUAUCCAAAAGAAGUGAUGAUUUCAAGGAAAAAUUUCAACCUCAGGUUGGAAAAGUCCUUGAUCCUAUAGCAGAAACUAUGAAUGUUCCCCCAGGCCAUACAUUUGGAAUGUUACUCCGUCCAGAUGAAUGUGGAGUUGGCGAUCUUCUUCACUGUAGGGCUCCAAGUGAGUUCCUUCGUGGCAAAGACAGAGAGAGAGCUGUGCUAGCUGCAGUUCGACAAAGUUUGAAGAAAGCUAACUAUGAAAAUUUUGAUAUGUUGCUAGAAGCACUUAGGCAUUAUGAUAAGGAUGGUAAUGGAAUGAUAGACAAAGAUGACCUGCGGAAGUCCUGUUUUCAACUUAAUCUGAACCUAGAUGAUGAGCUCUUGGAUUCCUUAUUUGACUAUUGUGAUUUGGAUAAAGAUGGUCUAAUCAGUUAUCUGGAGUUUGCAAACUUUCUUAACUGGAAAGACAAAAUGGCUGUUAAAGAAUUUGAAGAAAAAAUAAUUACAAAAGGGAAAAAAAUAAAUGCUCCUGCUCUGUCUGGCACAAAUGCAGAUGAUGAACCACUGCUGAAGCAGGAAGAUCUUGUAUUAAAAGAACCAGGAAGCUCAGAGAAGACACCAAAAACACUUACACGACCAUCAGACAGUGUAUUUGCAGAUUAUCAAACAACUUCUUCUCAGUAUAAUGCUGUAGUAGGUGGUCUCCCAACAACCUAUUAUCCAGUGUGUGGCAUUCCAACUAUUCGUUCAGAUAUUCCUGCUCCUCGAAUUCGCCGCAUCAGUGACAGAACUAAUUAUGGUGAUGAGGCCAAUGCUUAUGCAUUAUUGUUCCCUUCUGUCUUCAGUCAAAAGGGAGUGUAUGAAAAAGACUUUUUUAAAACAAGACCAAAGGCAGAGGUUGCACAAAUUCUCCGCAACAUUGGUAUGAACAUUUCAGAUGAAAGAUUUGAAGAAAUAUGGAAGCAAGCCUGUAUGAAACAACAGAACGAAGAGGUUUGUGUACAAAAUGUCAGGAGUAUACUGGAUGAGAUAGAUGCAACGCCCAAAGUCUAGAAUUAGCAAUUGUUUUGUGUGCAUGUGAUGCAUAUAUUUAAAUUGACAUCAGUCAUAAUUUUGGUGCUGAAUACAAUAAACAUUUAAAGUAAGAUGUUUUUAUAUAACUAGAGUUCAUUGUUUAUUGUCUUUCUGAAUACUGCAUUCACCACAAAUUUAUAUAAAUGUUUCUGCCCUAGUUGCAGUUACUAGGAACUGUUAUCUGUAUGAAGAAAAGAGGAUACAUAUACAACAUGUUUGUGAAAAGAAUUCAAAUUUUUAUCUUACAUUCAUUAUUCUGUUAUAUUUUUUAAACAUUGUUUUUAUAUCUAAAUCAUAGUACUUUAGAAAUGGACACUUCUGCACUUAGGAUUUUUCUCUCUCUGCAAGACCUCUUAAAGAUAAUUAUCAUAGAAAAACAUCUAGCCUUUUUUCUAGUGUUCUGUAACUUCUUGUUAGUAAAAUGGUAGCAAACAGAGAAUUGACCAGGGUGUUAUUUGAUGUGUUUAAAAAUCCGUGUGACAAAGUGCUGACAGUAAGAUACUUAGUCAUGGGUGUGGGGUCUAAUGCAUUCUCAUGAAGUAGACACCAUAAGUAUCAAUCUAUUAAGUGCAAAAAGAAAUGCCCAGUUGUGUGGCAGAGGGCUCAUAUUCUAUAUCCCAGCUUAUGGCUAUUAGGUACUAGUUUUGAAUCUUCACAAUAAAAAAGAAUGGGUUUUUAGAAGAAUAUGUGCAUGUUACAUAAAAAUACAGACUAAAUAGUCAGAGAAGUUUGGGAGGUCUUUCAUAAUGCUAACUGUUCCCCUUUGGCUAGUGCAAUUUCUUGGGAAUAGUGAAUCACUAUGGAAAUCUCAAUGAAUGUAUUAUGAAGUAAAGUAAGAAUAAACAAUAGAAAGUAAAUAAUACUAAAAUCUGCAACUGUGAAUUCAAGUGUUCAUUCUUUACCUACUUUACUGAGUUUGGUAUGAAACAAAUGGAAAGUGUUUGGUAUUGGCAGUGGGAAUAAUUGCUUUUAGAUUUUUUUUUUUCUUUUCAAUUGAAAAAAAAAAAAGAAAAGAAAAAUCCUUGCCCAAUGUGAUUGUAGAAUACAGGAUUUCAGGAAUGGUACUGCUUUCUCACCUGUCAGUGCUUCCAAUAUGUUCCAAUAGCAAGAUUUAAAGGAUUAUUGGAUGUUGGUUGCCAAAAUUGUUACCAAGUUCUAAAAUGUAAGUGAAGGUUGUAUUUAUUUUAAAUACUAAGAAUGAAUGUGUAAUGUCAGUUUAAAAUUUAGUUGUAUUGCUUUUUUCACUUAGCACUUGUGAUUGUUGAGCUUACUCUUUCACUGAUUUUCUAUGAGCUUGUAAUUUACUGGUUUAUACAAAAAGAUCUCACUUCUGGAUCACAUAACAACAGAAAAUGCUGAGUCAAGUAAUUGUGAAGUUUUAGCAAUGAAGGGUUCAGUGACUCAUCUUUUUAAUUAUUAUUGCAGCAUUUUAAUAGUAGCUGUCUUGCAUCAAGUAGAAAAAAUGUGCUUUCUGGUAUCUCCAGGGAGCAGGUGGUGGAAAUCUUUCCUGCUGUGAAUUAAAGUUGUUCUGUGCUUUUGUUGACUUGCCUUCCUAUCCUUCUGGAUCUCUGUGCAUGCACUGGGAAGUGUGCAGAAAGCAGACUGAUGAUCUGAAGUGAAAUCAUGACAGAAAGAUGAAUGUACUGUUAAUUUAAAAUCACAUUUAUUGCGUCAGGAUUUAACCACCUCGGUGCAGUUCCCUAGAGCUCCUCUGCUCAUACAAGGUGGGAGGGGAAGAAACCUUUACCUUCACGUGGUCCAAUUCCAAAAGUAUCACACAGAAUUACUGUUAAAGAACAUAUUGCUGUUCUUGUUCAAUAAAAAAUUUUGGGUGAAAAGUUUAAACUUACUUCAGAGAAAAAUGAGGAAAAAAUCAGAUGUGAAUAUUCAUAGAAGAGAUUUGUGUUUGUUCAGCAGUUAAAAACUGUAUACCAUAUUUUUGAAUCUACUGUAGAGAUGCCAACUUUCAUUUGUUUAUUUUCAGUAGAAUAUUUUCCUUUGUCAGUGAAACAGAUUUAACAUUGUUCUUGGGCAGUCAGCUAAGUAAGUCUAUAAUAAUAAUUUAAAAAAAAGACCAGUUUUAGCUUUUUUUUGCAACUAUGUUUCUGACCUCAUACGAAAGGUUUCCUUUUGAGUUUGUGUUCUAUAUGUACUGGAAGUGCUGUUCUCCUAAACUUACCUCUUUUAUAGAGGUAAAGAGAAUAAAGGCUUAAUCACUGCA